ACCAACGCCAAAUUCCUCACCUCGAAACUUACACUGCCAAGUAAGUAACUAACUAACUCAGGCGCACACACUCAGUGGAAGUACAGACAUGUACAAGCACAGCCCGGUCACCUUCCGCGCGGGAUGUUGAACAUGGAUUUGCCAAGCGAUCCAACGGUUUCCUAGACCUCCAAGCCUCCGUCUCUUGUUCGUCCCGCCUAACCGGCUCCCCACGUCUGUUCUACCCAGCAUUGAGACUGGUGAUGGAAGAGGGUGCAUCAAUAGAUGUCAGUGCGAGAGUUGUGUUAUUCGUGGUGGUGGUUCGCUCUGAUCGGAAGUGCCGAUCUCGCAUCCUAUCAAACAGAUCACCCGGCAGCUGAAGAGGCAAUCGGUCAUAUUGGCAUCUUCUUGGCCUGGGUAUACUACCAGCAGAUGGUUUUAUCUAUCUGUCCGUCGACUGUAGCCGCAGCAUGAUAUGGCAUUGCGGUGCAUCCUCUCAUUCAGUGUACUCAAUUUGCUUGGUGAGACCAGAUUACGUGACGACGUAUGACAGUCUCAUAGCCUCAUACCCAACACAUCACUUCUGAGCUUUCUCUGCCGAAUGUUGCGCAACUCUUACCAUCGCAAAUGGAUAUUUUGGUGGUCCUCUCUUCUCCAGACUUACAUUGCAUUACUCCAAUUGGGGGACGAUCGAGCCAAUACCCACACGGUCCUUUGAGCACUUGACUUCCCGAGGCGAAUCCACCCCCAAACUGGUUACUGUUACCGCGAGGUACAGUAGCGUAGCGUAGCGAAGGUACCGAAAAUGGAUUUGUCGGUUCCAUUCGACAUGAUGUCUUGAGGUUUAUACGCUACCGUAUGGUAAGGUAUGCUAGCUAUAAAGUCCCUCUCCGUUUCAUUUAAACCCCGGCUUGUCCUGUUCCGUUCUUGUUCGUUGCUGUCUGUCUUUUACUUUUCCUCCAUCUUUGUCGUCUCUCAUACUCCACUAGCCAUCAUUCCCCAACAAACAUCCCCAGGCACACCAGACAUCUCAUCAUGACUACUUCUAACGGUGUUACCAACGGCCAAAAUGGCCAUGCCGCCGCUCCCAAGUCGCUGCCUACCGGGAUCUACGCCCCUGUCAUGACCUUCUUCGACCCUGAGACUGAGGAGCUCGACAUUCCCACCAUUAAGAAGCACGCCGUGCGAUUAGGUCAAGCUGGCCUGGCCGGUCUUGUUGCCAUGGGCUCCAAUGGCGAGGCUGUUCACUGCACACGUGAGGAGAAGAUUGCUGUCACAAAGGCUACCCGAGAGGCCCUGGAUGAGGCUGGUUUCCAAUCCGUUCCCGUUUUCCUCGGAGCCACUGAGGGCAGUGUCAAGGGCACUAUCGAGCUGAGCAAGCUGGCCGCUGAGGUUGGCGCUGCUGCCACUCUUGUUCUCCCUCCUUCUUAUUACAAGGCCCAGAUGAGUGAGGAUGCCAUUUACAACUACUUCACCGACCUUGCCGAUGCAAGCCCUAUCCCCAUCGUUCUCUACAACUAUCCUGGUGCUGUUGCUGGCCUUGACAUGGACAGCGAUCUCCUCAUCAAGCUCGGCCAGCACCCCAACAUUGUUGGCACAAAGUUUACCUGUGGAAGCACCGGUAAGCUCACCCGGGUUGCUCUCGCUACCGAUGCCAAGACCCCCUUCCAAGAAGGCUCUGGUUACCUUGCCUUCGGUGGUAUUGCCGACUUUACCAUCCAGACUCUGGUCAGCGGCGGUAGCGGAAUCAUUGCUGGUGGUGCCAACGUCAUGCCCAAGACCUGCGUCAAGGUUUGGGAUCUCUACGUUAAGGGCAAGAAGGAUGAGGCUCAAGCUCUCCAGAAGAAGCUCUCCAAGGCCGACUGGGUACUGACCAAGGCUGCCAUUGCCGGCACCAAGUCUGCUAUCCAGAGCUACUACGGCUAUGGUGGCUACCCUCGACGACCCCUGCCCCGUCUCACCCCUGAGCAAGCCAAGGGCAUUGCCGAGGGUAUCAAGGAGCUCAUGGAGAUUGAGAACUCACUAUAGUUCACGGUCGAUGUUUGAAUCUGUUGUUUGCUUGUCCAGUUGAAAGACCACUGAUAUGGAUGGGUAUGAAUUUGCAUAGCGUUGCAUUUAAUGAUUAAAAGGACCCAAUGGACUAGACAUGGAUUUGGGUAUGGGCCUGUACCGUCUGGACUUGGUCAUGAUUAUAAAAUUAUGAAUGUAAAUGAACAAAAGGCUUAAGCCGAGCUAUCAUGGUG
Molecule: messenger RNA, 2222 nt
Organism: Fusarium odoratissimum NRRL 54006
Lineage: Eukaryota; Fungi; Ascomycota; Sordariomycetes; Hypocreales; Nectriaceae
Exons: 2
Coding region: 1015-2007 (330 amino acids)
Molecular function (GO): 4-hydroxy-tetrahydrodipicolinate synthase activity
Source: RefSeq, a predicted model, not a curated record